UUAAGUAAAAUAAAAAAUAAAAACACAAAAGAAGAAAAAAGAAAAGGGAAAAAAGGGCCCGACGUCUCGUUUUGGCGUAGAGGAACAGAGUACAGAGUAACAAAUAUUGACCAACGUCUCGUUUGACCUCUAAUAUUUCUUUAAACCUCCCGCCGUCUUCCCUCCAAAAACCCUAGCGCCACUUAUUCCGUUCACCGCCACCGCCACCGCCCGGCGGAACAUCCUUUCAGGUCACAACAAUGGAAGGAAUUGAAAUGGAAGACCCCGAAUUUCAUCAAUCCGCGGAAGAUUCCGAUGUAUGCGCCCGAAUUCUCCUCCAAUUUGACGACGCCGCCAAUGAGCACCACCUCCACGUCUGCGCGGCCAUCGGAGCAAUGUCUCAGGAGUUAAAAGAACAAAACCUCCCUCUCAAGCCCCUCUCCUACUUCGGCGCCACUUGUUCGUCUCUCCAGCGCCUCUCUUCGGCUGCCGAAACCGAAACCCCUGGCCACCUCGUCGAUGCUUUGGUUACUAUUCUGUCUGAAGUUAUUGAGUUGCUUCAGAAAGCAGUAUUGAGGAAGAAAUUCGAUUACCUGGCGGACCUUCUAAUGAAGGUUCUUCGGUUGAAAUCAGUUGGUCCGGAUGGAGUUAUUUCCGGUUUGAAGUGUGUUUCUCAUUUGGCUGUGGAGAACUUGAGCUGGGCUGAAGUGUCUCCGCUCUUUGGUGUUCUCGUUGGUUAUCUCACCGAUGAUGGGACCAAUAUUCGGAAGCAGGCGCAUUCACAUCUUCGUCAUGUCCUAGAAUCGUAUGAAAUGUCACCCAUGCACACCCCAUUGCUUGCCCCUGCAAGCGAGGCCGUAACAAAAGUAUUUGAGCGGUCUCUAUUACUUGCGGGUGGGACAAAUUCAAAUGUUUCUGAAGGGCCCAAAGGUGCACAGGAGGUCCUAUAUAUUCUUGAUGCUUUGAGAAUUUGUCUCCCUUACAUGACCUCAAAGUCAUCAACCAAGAUAUUGAAGUACUUCAAGUCUCUAUUGGAGUUGAGACAACCCCUUGUUACCAGACGAAUAACAGAUUGCGUCAAUGCAUUUUGUUUGGUCCCAUCUAAAGAUGUUUCCCCUGAAGCUAUUCUUGAUCUUCUAUGCUCCUUAGCUGCUUCAGUUUCAAACGAAUCAUCUGCAGACAGCUUGACGUUUACUGCUCGAUUGCUGGAUGUUGGCAUAAAAAGAGUAUAUAUGCUUAACAGGCAAAUAUGUGUUGUCAAGCUACCAAUUUUUUUCAAUGCACUCAGUGAUAUUUUAGCUUCUGAGCAUGAAGAAGCCUUGCUAGCAGCAGUGCAGACAUGUAAAAGCCUCAUAAAUGGAUGCAUUGAUGAAAAUUUGGUCAAACAAGGUGUUGAUCAAAUUACGUUAAAUGCCAAUGUAGAGACAAGGAAAUCAAUGCCAACCAUUAUUGAGAAGGUGUGUGCAACUGUUGGAAGCUUACUCGAUUAUAAUUUCUCUGCUGUUUGGGAUAAGUCCUUCCAAGUUCUUUCGGCAUUGUUUGACAAAUUAGGGCAGUCUUCGUCAUAUUUCUUAAAGGGUGCGCUUCAAAGUUUGGCAGACAUGCAAAAAUUGCCAGAUGAGGACUUCCGGUUCAGAAAAGAGCUGCAUGAAUGUGUUGGAUCUGCUCUUUGUGCAAUGGGUCCUGAAACUUUUCUGAGCAUAUUACCGCUAAACCUGAAUUCUGAAGACCUGUCUGAGGCAAAUCUUUGGCUGUUUCCUAUUCUAAAGCAAUAUACUGUUGGUGCGCAAUUGAGCUUCUUCACGAAGUCACUUUUAGGCAUGAUCAAAGAUAUGAAGCAAAAGUCGACUUUGCUUGAGCAAAAUGGUAGAAUUAUUUCAGCAAGAAAUUUUGAUGGAAUUGUAUACUCCUUAUGGUCUUUGCUGCCAUCCUUUUGCAAUUACCCUCGGGAUACAGCUAAAAGUUUCAAGGACCUGGGAAAGGCAAUUUGUUCUGCUAUUCAAACUGAAGAUCAUGUGCGGGGGAUUAUAUGCUCUAGUUUGCAAAUUCUUGUGCAGCAGAACAAGAAAAUUCUUGAAGGCAAAGAGAAUUUGUCCUUGUCCGACCCAAGCAUUUCUGAUGAACAUGAUCUUAGUAUUUCUGAAAAACAAGCCAUUAGCUAUUACAGUCCACAAAUUGCAGCUGAUAACCUGAGUGCGCUGAGAUCAUCUGCCCAUGAAUUAUUGUCUGCCCUAAUGGGAGUCUUCUUCAAAUCUUCCAAAGAUUCUGUUGGACCUAUUCAGGUUGCGAUUGCGGAGCUAGCUUCUGUGGCGGAAAAAAAAGCUGUUACGGGGCUCUUUAAAAGCACAAUGCAUAAGCUAUUGAAGGUUACUCAAGAGGUAGGUGAAGCAGCCAACUCUGGGGGCUUAAAUUCAAUGCAGCUUGACAGCUUGGCUGGUGAAAGAUCCCUGUCAUCAGCUAGGGCGCAAUUACUUGACCUAUCAGUUUCACUUUUACCUGGCUUAGAUGACAAAGAGAUUGAUAUAUUAUAUCUUGCUCUUGUGCCUGGAUUAAAGGAUGUUGAUGGCUUAAUCCAGAAGAAGGCGUACAAGGUUCUGUCAUUGAUUAUUAGGGAUUCUGAAGAAUUUGUUUCGAGAAAGCUUGAAGAGUUGCUUAGCCUGAUGAUUGAAGUUCUUCCUUCUUGUCAUUUUUCUGCCAAACGUCACAGGCUUGAUUCUUUGUAUUUUUUGAUUGCACAUUUGUCAAAGAACGUGUGUGAACAGAAUCUGCAUGGCAGAAUCGCCUCCUUUCUGACUGAAAUCAUACUUGCGGUGAAAGAGGGUAAUAAAAAAACAAGAAAUCGAGCAUAUGAUAUCCUUGUUCAAGUUGGUCACAUAUAUGGAGAUGAAGAAAAAGGAGGCCAAAAAGAAGACCUGCAUAAGCUCUUUAACAUGGUUGCUGGAGGAUUGGCUGGAGAAACCCCUCAAAUGAUUAGUGCUUCGGUCAAGGGUUUAGCACGUCUGGCUUAUGAAUUUUCUGAUCUUCUUUCUAUGACUUAUGCUCUUCUUCCAUCAACAUUCCUCCUCCUUCAGAGAAAGAACAAGGAAGUUAUUAAGGCUGGUUUAGGAUUAUUGAAAGUGUUGGUGGUAAAGUCCCAAGCUGAAAAUCUGGAAACACAUUUGAGAGAUUUGGUGGAGGGCUUGCUGAAUUGGCAAGAUAGCAGCAAAAAUCAUUUUAAAGCUAAGGUUAAGUCGUUAGUUGAAAUGCUUAUCAAGAGAUGUGGUAUGGAAGCUGUCAAGGGAGUUACGCCUGAGGAGCACUUGAAACUGCUUAUUAAUAUAAGAAAGAUAAAGGAGCAUAAGGAGAAGAAACGUGCUUCUGGCUUGGAGGAAACCAGAUCACAUCAGUCAAAAGCAACUACAUCUAGGCAGAGCAAAUGGAACCAUACAAAGAUUUUCUCCGAUUUUGGUGAUGAAGAAACUGAGAACAGUGAUUCUGAUUACAUGGAUGUGAAGACUUUAUCUGCUGGUAGGAAUAAGACUGCAACAAUGUCAAAAUCUCGAGCAUCUUCAAAACGGGCUCGAAGCGCAGCCAAGGGCUUGCAAGAAGACUUACUUGACCAAGCAGAUGAUGAACCACUUGAUUUGCUGGACCGACAAAGGACAAGAUCUGCUCUUCGAUCAUCUAAUCAUCUGAAAAGAAAACCUGAAUCGGAUGAUGAGCUAGAGAUAGAUUCUGAGGGACGACUUAUUAUCAGUGAAAGCGAGAAGAAAUCAAAGAAAGAUAAAGAAAUGUUUUCUGAUCUUGAUUUUGAUGUGAAGAGUCGUGCAGAAAGUCAUGUGUCGAAAAAUUCCGAAAAUACUAGGAAGCGCAGAAAAACAACAGAGUCAGGGUGGUCCUAUACUGGUAAGGAAUAUGCAAGUAAGAAGGCUGGAGGAGACUUAAAGAGGAAGGAUAAAUUUGAGCCAUAUGCUUACUGGCCACUUGACCGCAAAAUGUUGAGCCGAAGGCCUGAACAGAAGGCAUCUGCAAGAAAAGGAAUGGCUAGCGUGGUGAAGCUGACGAAGAGCCUCGAAGGGAAGAGUGUCUCUAGUGCACUUUCAGUCAAAGGGCCUAAGUUUAUGAAGGUUAAAAAGAAAGCUAAGCACAACAAAAAGAGGUGAAGUUACAAAUUUGGUUAUCAUCGCAGGUACGUGGAGAUAGAUACCAAUGCUCUUGCAUUUCCGUGUUAGCCGGGCUUUCAUUUUCGGUGCAUUUUUAGGACAGGCAACUGAACUGUCAUAAAUUUUUGGUCUGAUUGUCAGUCGAUGUAUCGAGAGGUCACUGAUAUCUUUUUCCCCAGUAUAUAUGUACAUCUCUCUAUACAUGGAGAAAAUAUACUGGUCAUCAAUUUUGCCAGGUUACCACAUGAACGUUUUCUGUAGCAGGAGAUGAUGAAGUUUGAUUUGAAGAUGAUUAGAGUUUACAGCUCUAUACAAAAGUAAUGAAUAAUUUUUUAGAUGUGUUACAUGACAUUUUUUUUUUACCUACACUAUAUAACCAAAUCCUUCUAUGAACCGGAUUCCCACCGCUCGUGUUCAUAAAACUCCAGGUCUGCUUGCCGCGGUACGUGUCUCAGUUGAGAUGGCUAGCUAUUUUAGCAGUUGAAACUUUGAAAGACACAAGGCGAGAGAUCAUGGUCCCAUGGAUUCAUUUUUGUUACUAUUCUACUUGUAGCCAAUUCUGAAGCUGAUUGAAUUCUAUAAACCUCGGACACCUUUCGAUAAAACUAUCCAGCAAAGGUACCUCAUAUCGAUCAUGGUUCCACCAAAUCUUCUUUAAGCCCCUGCAUGGGAAAAUAACCAAAUGCU
Messenger RNA from Oldenlandia corymbosa var. corymbosa, 4808 nucleotides. NCBI's taxonomy places the organism in Eukaryota, Viridiplantae, Streptophyta, Magnoliopsida, Gentianales, Rubiaceae. The record is from the annotation of a GenBank genome assembly.